CAUGCGCCAAAUCCGGGCUUGUUGAAACAUCUGAAUGUUGUUCAAAACUGGGAGCUUUCGUUCUAUCGUCUUUAAAAUGUCUAUUUAAUCAUUCUUUAGCUUUCCAAGUGUUUGUUUGUAUAGUAUUUCGACUUUUCAUGCAAUCAUUUCUUCAUUUGAUCUAGUCAAAGUAACUUGUGGCCGGCAGUAAUCCCAAACAUCAGUAGCAAGACGUGAGUAUGGAUAAAGGCAAGCCUCGGCCUGGCAGUGGUGACGAGGAUGAUGGAAUGGAGCAGGCACCUGUCAGGGCCGAUACCCCUGGACCGCUGCCUCAAUUUCAGUAUUCACGGGAGAAGUUAAUGGAUUUGGCCGAAACUUUCGGAGCCAGACUGAGACCAAAGUGCUUACUGAAGACAUUUGACAAUGCUGAUGGCUUGUGGGACCCUGAAAAGUGGUCUCGCUCUUUUGGUGGUUAUUCAACAGGGUCCAGGGAGAAUUCACCCCUGACUAUAGACCCUAGGGACAGGAAGAAACAAAUUGAUUUGGACAGAGAACAGCUUAUGAGAAGGAGACCCUCAGAUCCCCGAGAGAGACUCAAGGAGGAACGAGAUGGAAUUGUGUUGAGUCCUCAGCGGAGGAGCUUUGGUACAGGAUGUCAUGUGAGUCAGACAUCCUCCCUAGGGAGACAAGUGAGCUGCCCUGCCGAUUUCAAGGACGGAACAGACCGAGACAGGGACAGACGAGAAAGGAGAAUUGGGAGUGGGCGGAUCACUAUAGACCGUGAUCAAGGACGUGAGAGGGAGUACCGUGGUGUCAGAGACCGUUAUGACAGAGAUGAUCGACGAGGGACUGGCAAUUCCACAGAAAGAACUUUUGAGAGGAGUGACCGCUAUCACGGCAGCUCCUAUGACAAUAGCAGAUCCAACUACAACAGAUUUUCAAGAGACAACCGCGGGAAUAGACGAAGGUAUGUAGAGGAAGAAGAACCAGAAUGGUUCUCUGCUGGCCCCACCAGUCAGUCUGACACCAUUGAACUGCGAGGCUUUGAGAAGGAACCAGAGGAAGACACAGGGCAUGGAGAAGGGUUAAUCAUUGAGGAGGAAGAGGGUGAAGCACCUGCUGGGUCAAAUGACAAAACAGGUAUCAGUGUUGGUGAUCGUAAUGGAAGCCUAGAGACAAACGAAUCGAGUUCACCUGAAGUGAACCAUGAAACUCGACCCUCACCAUCAAACUCAGCACUCUUUGACUUUAAUGACUUUUUUAAAGUUAACAGCAGUCUACUUAUGGAUGAGCAAACAGUUGAGCAGGAUGUAAAUGCCCAAGGCAGUCGAUUCAGCCAGUGGUUCCAACAGCAACAGCAGCAACAACUUGUGCACGGCCACAGCAAAGACAACAGUCGCAGGUCAUCAAUCAAUGAGGAGUUCAAUUAUUUGAAUGACAUCAUUGAUGGAUCGCGAAGCCCAGUGAUACCCUCACCCCCACCAGCUCCUGCCCACAUAUAUGAUGGGAAGCCAGGAAAUUUCUACCAGCAGUACGCCAUGACCAUGGAAGAGAAACAAGCACACUUGGAAGCAAUGAAUCAGAGGAAGAACAGUCCCAGUAACCCUCUUCUCAAUGCCCUCUUCAUGAACAGUGGACACAUGGAAAAGUCUAAUACUCCUGUAAACAGUGGUAACUUCAGCACCCAGGAUGCUGAAGCUCAGCUGAAGGCUAUGCUGUUCCGGGGCCGCGAUUCCAACUCCUCCAGUGGAACUGCCAGCCCAGCUAUUAUGAGUGGACCUUCACGGAAAGUGAAAACAUUGGCAGAACUUGAGGCAGACUUCCAUCAAGGCAGUCCCACACAUCAUGUGAGCCCAAUACAACACCAGAACCACCAACAGCAUCAGCAGCAGCAGCCCCUGCCGCAGCAGCAGCCACAAACCCACCAGCAUCAACAACAUCCACAGCAGCAUCUACAGCAACAUCACCUGCAACAUCCACAGCAACAUCUUCAGCAACGCCCACAACUACAGCAGCACCCACAACACGUACAGCAACACCCACAACACGUACAGCAACACCCACAGCACAUACAGCAACAUCUCCCUCAACAACAUCCUCAGCAUGACCAUCAUCAGCAUCAGGCACCGCAGGAGACAAAGACUGGUGACGAUGGGGAUUUGACAGCGUUCAACAAACUCCUAAGUAUGAUGCAGGCUGGAGCUGCAGCUGCAGUCGGACAGCAUCAUCUGCAGCAACAGCAGCAACAUCAACAUCAACAGCAGCAGCAGCAGCAUCAGGCACCACCACCACCACCACCACAACAGGAAGCAUCUAAGCAUGUUCAGAUGGGUGGUCAAAUGAUGAUGACCCCUGACGGACGGUCAAUAUCCCCACUCCAACAACAGUUUCACAAUCUCCAGCUGCAUAAUAACAAUAAUGACUUCCUGCAGGCUUUGAUGAGGAACAAAGAGCAACAGCUCCACAUCCAACAACAAACUCUUCAACACAUGCAGCGGCAGCCUGCACCCCAGCCACCCCCAACCCACACUCAACCUCAGCAGCCCCCUCAACCCAUGAUCCCACCCCCCCAACCCCAGACACCUCGGGCUAUAACCCAAGACCCCAUACUUAACUUCAUCCAACAGAAUCCCACCAUCAUCACAAAGCCUCCUUCUCCCUCCCCAACUAUACCCACCCUCAUGACUAACCCCUCCAACCCCCGUGUUGUCUCUCCGGCCCCACAGUCACUACCCCCCAGCCUGCUGCCCAAACAGGUGCAGACACCACAGCAGAUUUCAGGAGCAAAGAUUCCAUCACCCAUUAUGUUUAGUCAACAGCCACCAAUGCACCUGAGUGCCCCAUCACCAAUCCACCCCGCACAACUCGCCCGAUCUCUUGCUAGUCAUCCUCUAACAGCCAAUACUCUAACUACGGCCUCGGCCAACAUUCGUCCCCAGAGUGUUGCUCGUGUACCAAGCCCCCAGGAACUGAUAGCUCACACACAGGCAAUCAUGCAGUCGGCUCUCAUCAAGAAACAGUUGGAAGAUCAGAAGGAGCGAUUCCUCAAGAAACAGCAGGAGAGAGCCCGUUCUCCCAACCAGAACAGAGCCAAUCCUUCUCCCAUGCCGACCACACCUACAGCUGUGAGCCAGGGCAAAUCCACCAUGUCUGCAGCGUUCACCCCGACAUCUGUCAUCAGGAAGAUGCACUCAGACCGAGCCAGUGAGAAGGAGAAAGGCACAAAAGACCUGGACCAUGAUGACCUUGACGGGAGUCCAGCAGAUGGAGGUAAUGACUCACACUCAUCUGACAAGUACCACUCAGAUGAACGCGCAAGACAAGAUGCAGAGGAGAUUGCUUCUCUGCCAGGAAUAGACUUUAAUGCUGAACCCAACCAGCCCAUGACCAGUCUUGAAGAAAAGCUGAAGUUGGCUGGCAUCAGUGGUCAGUCUGGCAACAAGUCAACCCCGAUCCUGGGUCAAGGAGACAAGUCAUCACGCCCCGUGGUCGGUCAGGGAAUGAUGCAGGGCAGUGUUCCCAUACAAGUCCAGACAGUAGCGAACUCAACACCAGUCCCAGGCAGGCCCAUUGUGAAAGGAACAGUUUUACCCCAGACACCUGCCAGUACACCCAGUCAGUUCCGCCCGCUCACAGGAGGCCCAGGGGCUGCAUCCACACCUGUCCGACCCGCUGAUGGUGGUCAGAGGGCAAUUGUGGGAUCCUCCAACCUGGCUGCUUUGGACAUGGCCAAGGUGCUGGAGCAGCAACAGCGAAUACAGCAACAGCAAUCGGCAGCAGCAGCUGCAGCAGCACGCCAGGUUGUGAACACCCCAUUAGCUGGGCGCCCAGUUGGUGUUGGCUCAAAUGCUCCUUUCGGUAUCCCAAUCACAGGACGCAUGCCAGUACAGUCUAACGUGGCCCCACCCAACGUACAUGCUGCGGGUGCAGCCAAUGCGCUGCUCAUGCAGCAGAUGAUGCAGCAGAGUACAGCUGCUAGAGGCUUGAACUUAAACUCAUUGAGCCAGAUCAACCAACUGAAUCAGCUGGCAGCCAUCCAGCAGGCCCAGCAGCGUAUGGUGGACCCCCGUCUCCAGGGGGUGCGCUACCCUGGUAUUGUGCCCCAGAUCAUGAACCCACGCAGCACUGCUGGGACCAACAUGGGUCUUGGGGUAACUGGUAACCCUGCUAUCAACGCUGUCCUAGGAAGAGCCCUGUCGCCACAGAUCCUACCUGGGAGGCGGGCAGAAACUUAGUGUGAAUGGCCCGCUAUCUCCCAACCUGUCAUGUACAAGUCCAGCCCAGUUCAUCACCAGCCAAGCGGCUCUCAAUGGCAACAACAACAUAACCAAGACAUCCACUGCGUCCGACCCCAACAUCCUCAAAUGGUUCAGCUCGGACGUCUUGAAGAAUCACAUGCCAACCAUGCCCCCUCUCCCAACCCAAGGACAGAAAGUCCUGACUCUGGAUGACUUGGAGGGAACCUAGCUCACCCGUUCUGUGUUAACAUUUGCUUUAUCUUCCAUGUGAGUUUGGCUUGGUCCAGGCCACCUGUGGCUAUUCAAGGAGGCACCUGUAAAUUGUUUUGUCGUUUGAUUUGUCAUUUGUAAAAAAAAAUGUAAUAUGACUUUUCUGUUACUCUUAUUUAUUAUGUUGAGUGAUGAGCAUCACGUGUAAAUAGAUACGAUGUACUUUCGGUUGGUUUCUUCAGUUCAAGUUUUCUGCUGGUGUGCUGAUGGUGUUUUGUUUCCUAUGAGGACAUGAAGAAGGUUUUUGUGAAUGUGAGGUAUAGUUAUAUCUGGAUAUUGUACGAGGUUUGCCACAAGUUACUUUGGUCACAUCAUUGUCAUCAUACGUGAAAUGUUCAUCUGGUUACUCUCAUCUUUCUCAUUGCUCUUUGUUCCAUGUUAAUUUAAGUUUCAGUGUUAGAUUUUUGCUACUCAAUGUAUGUGUGCAUGUUUGUGCCAGGAGAGAUUUCUCCUGGAUUGCGGUUUGAAAGGGUAUAUGGAAUGUUUUUUCCCAGUUUCAACGUUUAACAUCUUCAUUGUCUGUUGUGUAUGUGUUUGACUUUCUCUGUGUAAAUAUAUAUACAUAUGUAAAUCUGUUUUGUGUAGUGCCGACUUUGUCGGCGUUCAUGUUGAGAGUGGUAACUUUUUUGUGUCCUUGACCAUGUUGUGUUUGAUGUAGGUGUUUGUGUGAUCUGUGCCCUGGUUACGUGGUAUAUUUUGUUUGUGUUGAAACUUGGUGCCCUAGAGUUUUGUGGUAAUUUCAGUCUUAUGAAUGUUUUUGACAUAUUCACUUCCAAUUUUGUUUAGUAUUUAUCGUCAGAUCAUUACAUCAGUGUGCUAUUGUUAUGUGUCAUUGUAGCCCGUUAGUUCAUUCCAACUCUUUGUUUUACACAAACACUGCUUUUUUUCCUUGUAUAUUGGUGCAAAUUUGAAACUUCUAUCUGCUUGACUUUGCCCUAGUGCUGUUGAGUCUGUACAUAUCUGUAACACUGCCAUGUGAAUACACGCUUCUCUUACCUAGGCAUAGUGCUGGCUGGUUGUAGUGUGUGGGUGACGUUCAUUAGCAAGUCGAGACAGGACUGUGAUGAGUGACUGACUGACUGCCCUAUACUGAGUGAUAUGGAGAGAGAACGAGAGAGUGGACAUAUAUUUUUGUAUAAAUGAUGGUAAGGGUGGAUUUUCUUGGAAGCUCCUUGAGAGCAGUUGUACCUAUUUUCAGAGAAAUUUAUUUGGCUUGAGUGGAAAGGUCAGUGCUCCCAGUGCUUGGACCUUCUGCAGGUAGAUUCUGCAUCGGCAAAAAUAAACUGACUUGGCCAAAGAAACAGGUGUAUAUUAUGUGCUUAAGUAUUGUGAGAACAGUGUUGGACAUGACGUAGAGGUUUACUUGUGUAUCUUCCUUCUACCUGCACCAGUCUUGUGUUAAGUUAUCACACACAUUUGUGAAUAGAACUUGAUCUUAUCUAUUGUGUCUGUGUAUAUACUUCCUUCCCGCCAACUGCUAGAAGGUCCAGAAGGAGUGUUCCUCUUUAAUAGGAGCAACUGUAUUCCAAAGAUUACUUACCGCAUGUCCACCUGACUUGGUAGUGUGUCAGGUGCGGAGAAGGAUGGACGCUCCUUGUUUGGAGGAGAUCACAUGACCAGAUCAAAUUAACAAUAUUAAAAGAGUCAUUUUGUUCUUGGCAUAUCAAUCAUUCUUCUCAUAAAAUGUUCGUCUUCAAAUCAUAUCGUUCGUUGUGAACAAUUCUUGCUCGUACUUUUUUUUCUGUAAAAGCAGCAUCCAAUGUUAUUUCUUUGUCAUGACAUUGUUACAAUUAAUGUUCCACUACUGCACCGCCUAUAGUAGGUUGUUGUGCCAGGUGGGAUAGAAUAAACUAUUACUUCAUUUCCUGGCCAUACAACAGCAUUUUGAGCCUACAGUUGUCCAGUUGUAGUUACUGGUAGCAUCUGCUCCGUCUGUUUACUGUUACUUUCUGUACAACUAGCUUUUGGAAAACAGAUUUGCCUGAUACUGUUUUGUUGACAUUGGUUAUGAUACCUGAGACUGUUUUCAAUGACAGAAUCUUCAAAGAUGGAAUAACUGUUGCAAGUUUAAAAAACAAUUCUUAUUACUUUUAAGAUACUGUGUUUUCAAUUUAUUUUGGAUUCCAAAUCUGUAUUUUGAAAUUGUAUUCUUGCCACUGUUGAAAGAGCUUUUCAGUUCAUGUAAACUUCUCUCUCUCCCGGUGAAUAUUGAAUUGAUCCCUUUUUAAGUUGUUCAUUUCUUUUUCUUAGUGUCAACAGUCAACUCAUCAACUGAUUUUCAUUCGAUGUAAUCUCAUCGGUGAAUUGUUUCAUGGCUUGUUGAACUUAUGGCGAGUCACACGCUACAUAGUAUGGGAGUAUAUUUUCCAGCUGCCCUUGCAAUUCAUCAACUACAUUGUAUUUUCAAGGUCCAUUUGAUCAGGACAAAUUUGUGGUCUCUGAUAUUUAAUCUGCCAGUGACAGGUUUCUGUUUUCCAAAAGUCUUCAUCAGUAUUAAUUGUUUUGUGGGCCGACUAUAUACGUAGAUGUUGGCGUGCCCGCAGUAGCUGAUGCUGCAACUGUAGGCGUGUGGCCAUUGUUGUCAAUGUUCUAGCCGUCUCUUGAACUGAGUGUUCCAAAGAUAAUUCCACAGUGCUCAUGCUUGGCUGGUAGUCAAUUUCAAAAUAUGUGGCCCUUUCAAAUAUAAUUUUCUGCAAGCUUUGAUAAAGGGAACUAACAGAAGAUUAAAUUUGAAGGUGUACAUGUUCCCACCUACCUCGUGAUUUGUAAAUUUCCUGUAGAUUUCUUCAAGAUUAUCUAGAAUUAUUUUUCUUUUCUCUGUUGUCUUGUAAUGAUUCCAUUACAGCUUCUCUACCAGUCUUUGCCUGAGCACUAUGGUGAAGAAGUUAAAACAAGCACUUAAAUAUUCUCUCAACAAUACUUUUCCACACAUAAUGUUAGUUGAGCUAACAUGGACAUUUGGACAUGUAUAAGGAUCAGGGGAUACUAAAAUGAGCAACUAUUUCUCCAAUGUGAAGAGUUUAUUUACGUGCUUACUCAGUCGUUUCUUUUCUCAUUGUACAUGAUAUUGUUACUGUCCUUGAGAAAAGAAUUGAGAAUGUAAUGUUUGGAGGAGCCUUUCUCUGUAAAGAGACUGGCUUCGACAAAAAAAUUCAAAAAGAUAAAUAAAAAUGAUGAAAUAAUAA
Messenger RNA from Haliotis rubra (blacklip abalone), 7672 nucleotides. Its product is annotated as eukaryotic translation initiation factor 4E transporter-like. The record is from RefSeq and is a predicted model, not a curated record. NCBI's taxonomy places the organism in Eukaryota, Metazoa, Mollusca, Gastropoda, Lepetellida, Haliotidae. Gene Ontology annotation, molecular function: mRNA binding. Gene Ontology annotation, cellular component: nucleus; cytoplasm. Gene Ontology annotation, biological process: negative regulation of translation.